This is a messenger RNA of Cyphellophora europaea CBS 101466, 96 nucleotides long. RefSeq lists its product as uncharacterized. The record is from RefSeq and is a predicted model, not a curated record. Lineage: Eukaryota; Fungi; Ascomycota; Eurotiomycetes; Chaetothyriales; Cyphellophoraceae. The coding region runs from base 1 to 96 and encodes 31 amino acids. The transcript has a single exon.
AUGUUCCAAAGGUCGUGUUGUGCUAUUGGGCGGCGCCGCUCACUGCCUAGCAGUCGUGUCCGGACAGGGCGCCGGUAUGGCGCUUCCUUCAGCUGA